AUGGCCGAAUCAGGUGUUGUUGUUGUUGUUAUUGUUAUUGUUGUUACACGGAUCAGGUGUGCUAUCCUGUCCGCCGCCGGCCCUCGAGGGUUCGUGGAGCGCCAGCCGUGCCCACGGGCCGGGGACUCACCGCGCUCUGUUUCCUUUUUCCAGGAGACGCUGGCAUCACCACACCCACAGGCGCUUUCCUCCGUGGUCCUUUCGCGGCUGAUCGAGGAGAACGACCCCCGGGACUCGGGGCGGCCGCUGCCCCUGCCUUGCGCGCUGGCGCAGCCUCGGGCCUGCCCGGCGGGGCCCGCCUUCCGCAGGGCCUUCGCCGACCCGGGGGGCGGCUCCCCGUCGGGCCAGGCCCCGCUGGUGUUCAGCUCCUGUGUCCACCUGCGCGUGUCCCGGCCGUGUCCCCGGGCCAUCUACUACCUGGACAAGACCCUGUGGGUGCCCGCGGAGCCGGCCCCGGGGCCCCGCGCCGGGACGCACCGGUCGGUGCUGUCGCUCAGCCUCGACUGCAGUUCCCACACGCCGACGGCAGAUGGAGUCGACGGCACGGCGAACGGAGAGCCAAGGGGCGGAGGCCUGGAGCCGGGACCCGGCCGGCCACCCCUGCACCUCCCCGGCCCAGCCUGGCUUCCGCCCUGGGGCCCCGCGCCGCCGCCCGACGGCCGGCCAAAGGAGAAGCCGGGCCCGGGCCCGGAGCGGGUGUGCCUGGGCACCGGGGGAUUCGCCGACGCGGGCACUCCGCAGCUGGCCGUCAAGAAGAGGAGAGGAGAGCACGCCGGCGGGCCUGGCGGCCAGCUGUCCAUCCGCAUUCCCGGCUGGAGCUGCAGGGCAGUAGAAACAAAAGUAUUUUCUGGAAGCAGCAAGGAACAGCAAGGACAAUCCCGUGUGACACUGUCAGCUCCCUCAGUGGAACACAAGCCUUUUAAACACUCUCCUCCCGAUGGGGACAGUUCACCAAGCGACGAUGGUCAGUCUAGCGACCUUUCUGAGCCCACAGAGAGGCAAUCUCCGAGAUUCCUGAUACCCAAAGCCCCUUUGCCUGGGUUUCUCUGUCCCUUCCGAGACUCAUGCUCCUCUCCACAAGAAGACAGUGGUGUUCAGAUAGGAAGAGAAUUCCCCAAAGGAGAUUAUACAUGCUGUGACUUAGUUGUAAGAAUAAAAGAAUGUGAGAAAGAGGACCGGGGCACACCAGAGUCCUCAUCUGCACCCCUCUCGCCAGUACAACCCGCUAGACCACAGACGCCCGACCUGUUGGAAGAUGGCUCUGAGCCUCAACAGACACCCACAAGCCCCAUGACCUUGCAGGAAGCACUGGAGGUCCAUAAACCUCAGUUCAUCUCUCGCUCACAAGAGCGGCUCAAGAAGCUAGAACACAUGGUCCAGCAGAGAAAAGCCCAGCAGAAGGAGAAGCUGGGGCAGAAACAGAGCUCCUCUCCCAUCCGUGCCAGCAAAAAGCAGUUCACCAUUCCUCAUCCGCUUAGUGAUAACUUGUUCAAACCCAAAGAAAGGUGUAUUUCCGAGAAGGAGAUGCAUAUGCGCUCUAAGAGAAUCUAUAAUAACUUGCCAGAAGUGAAAAAGAAAAAAGAAGAACAGAAGAAAAGGGUGAUCUUACAGAGUAACAGACUCCGCGCUGAAGUCUUCAAAAAGCAAUUACUGGACCAGCUCCUUCAGAGAAACGCAGUGUGACCCCAGGCUGCCCUGACACCCGCGUGCCCACAGCCGUGAAGACUUCAAGAUGGAUAAGCCAUUAAACUUAGCUGUGUCUUCAAGACAUGACAACUUUUGAUUUUUUUUUCUACAGGAAGUAUCCCUUCCUGAAUGACCCAAACAAACCCGAAACAAUAAUUGACCAUGAAGUAAGUCAAUCUGUUGCAGGGAAAUCAACCCUAAAUAACCCACUAGGCUUCCUUCCCUUCAUUGAUGGAAUUUUGGACUUUCCCUUGUGCUUCUGAUAUUUCACCGCAGCAGAAAGCCACUUAGUGUGCUUAGAUUCUGGAGGAGGGGGAGGGAGUGCUUUUUUUAAUCGUAUUUUUGAUCCAGAGUCCUUGUUUUUGUUGUUCAAAUUCUGCAACUUCAAAACCUGAGAAAUCACCUCAAACUUGAACCACCUCAUCCUAGAGGCUGAUUGUUUUUAAAUAAGAAGGCAACAUGCCAAAGACUAAAGAGCAAGUAGACUGGUUUAUUUUCAUGACCCAGAAUGGUCAGACCAGGGAGCUGUCAGCAGUCGCGUCCAUUACCCAACCACAGCACCUCCCUUUGCUCAACUCAAGAGUCGCCAUCAGCGGGCCGAAGGCAGAGCUGACUGAAUGUGUGGGGACUUCAGUGCUUGCUGCAUCGCCCCCCUCCC
Dipodomys ordii (Ord's kangaroo rat) is the source of this 2344-nucleotide messenger RNA. RefSeq names its product chromosome unknown open reading frame, human C10orf90. The record is from RefSeq and is a predicted model, not a curated record. The coding region runs from base 1 to 1683 and encodes 560 amino acids. The transcript has 8 exons. Gene Ontology annotation, cellular component: cytosol; centriole; centrosome. Lineage: Eukaryota; Metazoa; Chordata; Mammalia; Rodentia; Heteromyidae. Gene Ontology annotation, biological process: regulation of centriole replication.